Molecule: messenger RNA, 435 nt
Organism: Impatiens glandulifera
Lineage: Eukaryota; Viridiplantae; Streptophyta; Magnoliopsida; Ericales; Balsaminaceae
Product: homeobox-leucine zipper protein HDG11-like
Exons: 3
Coding region: 1-435 (144 amino acids)
Molecular function (GO): DNA binding
Source: RefSeq, a predicted model, not a curated record
AUGUCUUCUCCAAGUGAAUGUGAUGAAGUUUCGGAUUAUUCAAGUGAAAGUGAUGGAGUUUGGGAUACUUCAAGUGAAAGUGACGAAGUAUCGGAUACUCAAUCAUCCGACGUGGAAUCAGAAGAAACUCAAUCAUUUUCAUGUACUCAAAAGCUUGAUGAAUCUUUUGAGAAAAAUCAAUAUCCAACUGACAUUGAAUGCGAUCAAUUGUCUAACAAACUUGAACUUGGACUGACGGCAAACCAAAUCAAGUUGUGGUUCCAAAAUAAAAGGGAUGUUGUCGAUUUAGAAGAUUAUCCAGUUAUACGGGAUAAACUUAAAGCCGAAAAUGAAAGGCUUAAGUCGGAAAUUGACUUUUUCAAAGAGAAGCUAAAGCAAGAGAAUAAGUAUUGCCCAAAUUGUUUCAAUAUAAAGAAUCGUGGAGAGGGACAAUGA